UCGAUCUGACACUUCGGCUCGAGCAAUCCAAAUUAUUUCGUGGAUUAUGCUUCAAAUUAACAGUUAAAGGACAACGUCAGCGGCCGCAGGAUGCGUCGCAAAAACCGAUCUAUCAAAUGGCGACGGAUUGUUAGACUACACACCAACGUCUCCGGGGAAGGCGAAAGUCAGGCGUACGUCAUAUCUGGCAGAGCGCAGGCCGUGCUCUCCGCCGUCCUAGAGAGCAUAUUGGACGAGUGUCUGCAAGACGCUAAGAAUUUGGCUACGGCAGUCGGCAAAAGCUGCGUCACCCCCGAAGAAAUGGAGAAAGCAUUGAGGAGCCUCUGUCUACGUUUGAACGCGCAGUCAGGCACACCGGGCAAACAGAAACUUAGCACGCAACGUGAACACGCUUGAAGUGAGAGAUUGUAUGCGCAUGGUGAAGUCUUCUCGAUGUAGUGACUUGAAACAAAAACCAGUGAAAAGGGAAAAUUACCUCAUCUCCAGUGGAGUUAUUCUUCGAUGAAUUAAAGGUCAAUUAGCAUAUUCAUAAAAACACGAAAGAUGUCAAUUUUCGUAUUUGCAUUAGAGA
Molecule: messenger RNA, 571 nt
Organism: Odontomachus brunneus
Lineage: Eukaryota; Metazoa; Arthropoda; Insecta; Hymenoptera; Formicidae
Exons: 3
Coding region: 91-396 (101 amino acids)
Molecular function (GO): protein heterodimerization activity
Source: RefSeq, a predicted model, not a curated record